This is a messenger RNA of Penicillium bovifimosum, 330 nucleotides long. RefSeq lists its product as uncharacterized. Lineage: Eukaryota; Fungi; Ascomycota; Eurotiomycetes; Eurotiales; Aspergillaceae. The coding region runs from base 1 to 330 and encodes 109 amino acids. The record is from RefSeq and is a predicted model, not a curated record. The transcript has a single exon.
AUGACCCUCCUCACCAACGCCCGCUCAGUAACAUGUAAAGCAAUCAGAAAAGCAACUACAAGUGCGAUCCCACGAACCCUCCUCCUAACCUUCGACGCCUUCGACACCCUCUUCCACCCCCGCAAGCCCGUCACGGAGCAAUACGCCAGCACGGCCCACGAAUACGGCCUUUCCAAAACAGAAAUCACGCCGGAGAAGCUCAAAGCCACAUUCAAAGAUCCUUCCACGCCCAGAUACAAGAUACCUGAACUAUGGUCGCGCCGAUGUUCUGCGUGGCCGUUACGGCGGUCCAAAACAAUGCGGCGCAGAUCUUCCGUCCAGACUUGUUGA